Molecule: messenger RNA, 2038 nt
Organism: Chelonus insularis
Lineage: Eukaryota; Metazoa; Arthropoda; Insecta; Hymenoptera; Braconidae
Gene: Adck1
Product: aarF domain containing kinase 1
Exons: 2
Coding region: 331-1908 (525 amino acids)
Biological process (GO): protein phosphorylation
Molecular function (GO): protein kinase activity; ATP binding
Source: RefSeq, a predicted model, not a curated record
GUCAACACUUUUCCAAUACCACGUGUCAGAAGUUAGAGUAGAGGGACAAAGUCUGGGCUCAUCAACUUAAGUGUUAGAUAUGCAUGAUUAACAGUAAAGUUGUAAUAAAUUUUUACAAAUUAAAUCAAAGUAUAUUUUAUCAACAAUCAAUAUAACGUACAAAAGUGCCUUUAUAUCAUGUUGAGAGUGCUUAAAACUGCUUGUAUUUUUUUAUGUUAUUGAAGAUUUAAUUUUUUAUAUUAAGUAUUUGUUGUUAAAAGUAAUUUAUUAAAUCUAGUGCCAGUGUAUGCUGAAUCUAAAGAAUCAUUUUUGGAAAUUUAUUUCAUUAAAAUGUCAUUAUUCAGAUCAAAAAGACUUCUCAAAUAUGCAAUAAUAGGAACAGCAGGAAUUGGGACUUUUGCGUCAUGGAGAUCUAAUGCUUAUGAUGCAGGAUCUAUUGGGAUUGUACGAUUAGGAAGAGCAGCAGUAGCAGUAUUUAUCAUAGGAUCAAAUUAUAAUAAAGCACUUUACAGUAGUCAAAUAGACAGAUCAUCACCGGAGUAUCCUAAAGUUAAAUCAGAAGCUCAUUUGUUUGGAGCUAAAAAAUUAUUGGAGUUAUGCUGUGCAAACAAAGGUGUUUAUAUCAAAAUAGGUCAGCAUAUAGGAGCUUUAGAUUAUUUAUUACCAACAGAAUACGUAACAACCAUGAGAGUUUUACACAGUUCAGCUCCUCAAUCUCCAUUUGACGAUGUGUUAACUGUUUUGAAAGAAGAUUUGAAAGCAGAUCCUUACGAAAUAUUUUCAUCUAUUGAUCCCUCUCCGAUUGGAGCUGCUAGUCUAGCUCAAGUUCAUAAAGCUGUUUUAAAAGAUGGAGAAACUGUUGCUGUUAAAGUUCAACAUAGAGCAGUAAGAUCAAAUGCUUAUGUCGAUAUAAAAACUAUGUCUGUUCUUGUCAAAAUAACAUCUUGGAUAUUUCCUGAAUUUAAAUUCGACUGGCUAGUAGAUGAAACUAAAAAAAAUAUAUUUAAAGAGCUUGACUUCAUGUGUGAAGGAAAAAAUGCUGAAAAAUUAGAGCAUUUAUUUUCUCAUUACAAAUGGCUUAAAGUCCCUAAAAUAUAUUGGAACCUUUCUACUCCACGUGUGUUAACCAUGGAGUUUGUUCAAGGAGGUCAAAUAAACGACUUAAAGUAUAUUCGUGAUCACAAUAUCAAUUCAUACGAAGUGAGCAGUAAACUGGGUCGCCUGUACAGUCAUAUGAUUUUUAUAACGGGUUUUGUACAUUCCGAUCCUCAUCCUGGAAAUAUUCUUGUCAGAAAAAAUUCCAAAAAUGAGGUAGAAUUAGUGCUACUUGACCAUGGCCUUUAUGCAGAAUUAAGUAAUGAGUUUCGUUGGUCCUAUUCUAAACUUUGGCUGGCCAUUCUUGACCGAGACAAAGAGACAAUGAGAAAGUAUUGUGCAGCUCUUGGUGUUGAAGAUAUGUAUGGAUUACUUGCAUGUAUGGUAUCAGGUAGAACUUGGGAUACAAUAAUGGCUGGAGUAGAAAGGACGAAAUAUUCAAGUAAUGAAAAGGAACAAUUUCAAAACGAAGUCCCAAAUUUAUUACCUCAGAUUAGUGAAGUACUAGAAAGGGUGAAUAGACAAAUGCUGUUAGUACUAAAGACUAAUGAUCUUAUACGCAGCAUUGAGCAUACUUUAAAAACGUCCUCGAGAAUGUCAGCCUUAAUGGAAAUGUCCAAAUGUUGUAUUCAUUCGGUUUAUGGUGAAAAAUUAAAGUACAGCAGAGGUCGAUGGAAACGACUAAAAUUGAAAAUAGGAGAACAAUUUGCUCUUUUAAAAUUAACACUUUAUUAUACGUAUUUAGGAUUUAUUAAUGCUAGUAUAAUGAAAAGCGUGGAGUCGUUGUGGACUCACGAUUUUUAUCCAUUUUAAUAUAAAUAAUUUCAUAUGUUUAAUGUAAAUUUUUUGUAAAAAUACUGAUGGUGUUUAUGUAAGCUGGUCUACUAAUACACAGUGUUUUGUAAUUAUUUAUUCGAUAUCAAUAAACUUUACAUGCAUUAUA